GUGCAAUGCGUGUCGUAAUGGAUGUGUUGUGCAGACAUUGACUGCGUUUUUGCAAAAUACAGAUUUGGCUCACAUUUGGUCUCGCAAUCAGUAUUUCAUAAACAACUGAUCCAACGGUUCAUUCGCUGAGAUAUUGUCUCUGAUUUGCCACAAGUAUUGACACGAAGAUGAAGGCAAUGCCAAGUUUUUCAGCGGCCGGUCUCCGCAAGAACCCAUCGUUGAUCCCAUUGCUGGCGAUGGUGGGCGCGGGUGGUAUCUGGGCCGGGGUUUAUAUCCUCAGACUGGCCCUCAAGAGCCCCGAAGUGAGCUGGAACCGUAAGGGAAACCCCGAGCCGUGGCAGGAGUACGACAAGAAGCAGUAUAAGUUUUGGUCACAAAUAGAUCACGAGAACUACGAACACCCGAGACCUCGCUUCUAGACAUUUGUCUCUAUUUAUUGGAUCUGAUCCUAAGAUCACUUAUUUGUCAGUUAUUAUCAAUUUUUAAAUAGUAAUUAAGCAUUGAUUUAAAGUUACACUCAAUUCAAGCUCUCAACAGUAUAUCUGCAGUUAAUCUCAUUUCCAGUUUAGAUCUGUUUUAUAGGUUUAUUAAUUCUGUAAUAAUUGUGUCAUUUAUUCGCAAAUAUUUCAAUAUUAAUAACAAUUAAAGGAAACCAUUUUUCUGAUUAUAG
Molecule: messenger RNA, 670 nt
Organism: Oppiella nova
Lineage: Eukaryota; Metazoa; Arthropoda; Arachnida; Sarcoptiformes; Oppiidae
Source: the annotation of a GenBank genome assembly